Molecule: messenger RNA, 2824 nt
Organism: Syngnathoides biaculeatus (alligator pipefish)
Lineage: Eukaryota; Metazoa; Chordata; Actinopteri; Syngnathiformes; Syngnathidae
Gene: ufsp2
Product: ufm1-specific peptidase 2
Exons: 12
Coding region: 136-1530 (464 amino acids)
Source: RefSeq, a predicted model, not a curated record
GUACAUUGGUAUUGUUGGCCAAUCAGUUGUCGCGAAAAGAGCCACGUUUAAAAGUAUCACGUGAGAAACAUGGCGGCCUCCUGUGGCUGAAAACACAGUUUCGAGUUUCUGCAUUUUCCUCAACAGAAACAGACCAUGAUUGUUUCAGGAGACCUUCUCCGUGUGAGAGGUUCUCUGGAGCUCAAAUGUCUCCUGGACAGCACGGACGUGACUAUCAUGCACAAAGCCAUCUCCAGGACAUUUGAGAACCUCCGUUCUCACGUGAACUCGGAGUCCUGUGUCCUGAGGGUCCAGGACAGUCCGGUUGUGAUUUGGCCAAACAAACGUGUUCACGUGACGCCGAAAGAAAUAACGCCGAGCACGACGUGUGAAGAAUUACAUAAGUGGAUACAGACGGAGGAACAUGAAAUAGCUGGCAAAAGGUCCGCGAAGAAGGGCAAAAAGAGCUCUGCAACGAGAGUUAUUUGCCUCGACCUAAUGACGGAGGUGACAAAGCCCGGUCCUCUCCCUGCACCCAUCCUCACCAGAACCAUCCAGGAGUCCUACUUCCUGUCUACGAUCCUUCCCAUGGACUGCGUUGUCUGCAUCUGCUCCACCGACACAAUUAAAGACGCCUGUGAGCGCCUGUUGGGGGCGCUAACAAAUCAGCUGCAUGACAUGGAGCGAGAAAUGUUGCGCCACGCGAAGGGAACGACGCUUUCGGUCCCGGAGCCUUACCACUUCCUGCUUCCGGAGUCCAAAGGGUUGGUGACCGCCGUCUAUCCUGCCGAGAUCCCCGACAGCCAGCUGGAGGCCCGGCGGAAGGAGCUGCACGAGCGCUUUGAGCUACCGGACGACCGACCCUAUUUUAGACGAGCCAACGCUUACCACUUCCCCAAUGAACCCCACAAAGACGGGUACCUCCGAAACCCUCACCUGGCUCUCACGCAUCCCACCUUGAAAGACGGAAAGGUGUACUUGGUGCAGGGGCUUUACAGUUACCACCACUACAUGCAGGACCGCAUGGACGACAACGGCUGGGGGUGCGCUUAUCGAUCCUUGCAGACCAUCUGCUCCUGGUUCCUGCAGCAAGGCUACGUGGACCGGGCUGUGCCCACUCAUAAGGAAAUCCAGCAGGCUUUAGUGGAUGUUGGAGACAAACCAGGAUCCUUUGUAGGCUCUCGUCAGUGGAUUGGAUCCUUCGAGGUUCACGCUGUCCUCAACCAACUCCUCGAGGUCACGUCCAAGAUCUUGUUUGUUAGUCAGGGUUCUGAGAUGGCCUCCAAAGGCAGAGAACUGGCAAACCACUUCCUGUCUGAGGGGACUCCUGUGAUGAUUGGUGGUGGGGUCUUGGCCCACACCAUCUUGGGCGUCGCCUGGAGCGAGACCACCGGGGAGAUUCGCUUCCUCAUCCUGGACCCUCAUUACACAGGCGGAGAGGACUUGCAGGUCAUCACAGACAAGGGCUGGUGUGGCUGGAAAGGAUCUGAGUUUUGGGAUCAAACCGCUUAUUACAAUAUGUGCCUCCCCCAGAGACCAAAAGCAAUCUGAUGCACAGCAAUGAUGAUGUCAAAUACUUGCAUUAUGGAUUCUUAUGGGAUCUAAUUAGAUAGUGCUACUGUUGUGGCUGGUCAUUUGAGCUGCAGUUAUGUAACUUUUAUGUCCAAAUACAAUAUUUUAAACAACUGCAUGGUGUGCUUUGCUGGUCGCUGAUCAUGUUUUUGCAGUUUUAAGAGGUCAGAAUGUUAUUCAUAUAGAAUAACAUGUCACAUUGAAGAAUAAAGUAAGCAUCUCUUAUAAUUUGGUCAGGGACAUUUGGAGUUUCAGGGGACAUAAUCCACGUUGACUUGGAUUAAGACUUUAUUUUUGAAUAUUUACGUUUCUGGCGACACGGUGGAUCAGCUGGUAAAGCGUUGGCCUCACAGUUCUGAGGACCCGGGUUCGAUCCCUGCCCCGUUUGUGUGUAGUUUGCACAUUCUCCCCGUGCCUGCGUGGGUUUUCUCCGGGCACUCCGGUUUCCUCCCACAUCCACAAAAAAACAUGCAACAUUAAUUGGACACUCUAAAUUGCCCCGAGGUGUGAUUGGGGGUGCAGCUGUUUGUCUCAAUGUGCCCUGCGAUUGGCUGGCGACCACUUCAGGGUGUGCCCCGCCUCCCGUGUGUUGACAGCUGGGAUAGGCUCCAGCACUCCCCGCGACCCUCGUGAGGAUAAGCGGCAAAAGAAAAUGGAUGGAUGGAUUGUCUUAGACCUUGUUGCCCAAAGAAGCUGAUUCUCACACUUAGAGUAGUGUUUAAAAUAAUAAUAGUCCAAUAUGACUAACCCUUUCAACAAAUUGUCCAAUUGCACACCUUACUUUGUGAAUAUAGGUUUGUUACUCUCCUCUACCACUUUUUUUUUAAAAGAGCAUAAUGAAGUUAACUGUAGUUGAAAUCUUGACUGAUUGGAAUCUUGCAAAUGGAGAUUUACAAGGUGGGGAAAACAUGGACAGCAGCAACAUUGAGGAACAUCGGGCACUAAGUACAGUAUAUUUCAAAGGCUCAUUUUUACUUGGGUAUAUGUAAAAUACUUUUGUUACCUCUGGUGAAAUCAGUGACUCUAAAAGUUCAUUAUUAGUACCCCAAGUUGUAUGCGGGCUUGUUCGUUGUGCGUAGUUUCAUAAUACAGUCCAGUUGUAUUUAAAGUACAUUUGAAUUAAAUCAUUUAGAACUGUUUUAGAACUUAUUGGAGUACAAUUUUGUGUCUAACUUAUGUGCAAUCGAAUCAUAUUAGUAGACUUUUUAUUUUCUUCUACUGAAGUGCACCCUUCAAACUGCACAUUGUUACAGUGGCUUACAAUAAUAUUAAA